AUGAGGAAGAUGCAAGAGCAUUACAUCGCCUUAGAGGAGAUACAAGAGGGAGCGAAGGAUAGAGGAGUACAAGAAGCCAGUGCGUCGGUGGAACCUGUUCCUCGAGAAGACCCAAAACGAUCAGAGAAAAGGCCGAUGGCACCACAGCAAGGCUCGGGCAAGAAGGAAUGGGUUGAGAAAGGAAAGAAACCUCGUCAUGAACCAAGGACGUACACGCCUCUGAAUGCACCAUUAGAGGAAAUAUUCAAGGAAGUAGAAAAGCGAAACGACAUCAGAUACCCAAAGACAAGGGGAAUCCAGUUUGACGAGACAAGGAACCAACCCGAGUUUUGUCAUUACCACCAGUACCGAGGCCACUCGACUAAUAACUGCCGAGAGGUAAAAGACAUUGUUCAACAUUUGAUCCGAGAUGGCUACUUACGAUAUUUUGUUAAGACAACGCCGACAUCGACCCAACAGCCCGAUGCUCCCGUACAUCAAGUGAGGAUCGACCGAGGAACUCAGUUCACCCGCAACACCAUUUCACACUCGGCGACCCAAAUAUUCGACUUAGGGGGCAGUAUCACUUCUAGAAUCUGCAAGAGGGAUCGGGCGGGAAAAGAGAUCCUUAGUGUAGCUAAAACUUUGCCCAUGGAACCCUGGAUGAUGCAUCCGAUCACCUUCUCAGCCAAGGACGUCCCAUCGAAUGGCCAAGCACAUGGAGAUCCCUUAGUAGUUACCUUACUCAUCGAGGAGUUGGGGGUAAAAAGGAUACUGAUGGACAGUGGGAGCUCGGUCGAGGUCCUAUUUUACGACACGUUCAAGAGGAUGGAGUUAUCAGAUGACGUUUUGAUCCCUUCAACUUAUCGGAUCUACGGCUUCAACGGUACAAUGAUCGUGCCAAAGGGGGAGGUCACUCUCAGAAUCUCGGACGGACAGGGAUACUUGGACACACUUACCACCUUUAGUGUAGUGGAUGUCGUAUCGCCCUAUGAGGCUAUCCUUGGCAGACCUUGGAUCGCGGGUAUCAAAGGUGUGGCAUCGGCAUACCAUCAGAAAUUAAGGUUCCCAUCUUACCGAGGGGUUGUGGAGGUACUAAGAGUUCCACAGGCUGCAAGACAAUGUAUGCAGCUGGAUAUUGAACAAAAUGAGGAAAGGCGGUCAAGACAGCGCCGAGAAAAGAAAAAAUCUAAGGAGGCUAAAGCAACAGAAGAAUUAGAGAAGGUACUCUCACAAGCCAUUGCGGCCUACGAAACAGGCGAGCAAGAAAUUUUGUAG
This is a messenger RNA of Papaver somniferum (opium poppy), 1257 nucleotides long. RefSeq lists its product as uncharacterized. Bases 1 to 1257 code for a protein of 418 amino acids. The transcript has a single exon. NCBI's taxonomy places the organism in Eukaryota, Viridiplantae, Streptophyta, Magnoliopsida, Ranunculales, Papaveraceae. The record is from RefSeq and is a predicted model, not a curated record.